AUGUCUCAGAAUCAUCAGGAUGCUAAUCAAACGCCUGCCCCCGCACGUUUACGCCGGGGCCCAGUAUUCUCCUUGAAUCCUUUUCCACCUCGUAGCGGUGUCAGUCAAUUUGCAACCCCCCCUCGUUUUCAGUUCCCAGAAGAGCCAUAUACAGACGAUGCUGGGAGCAUAUUUCGAAGUAGUGGUCGACCAUCGCAGGGAUUCUUUCGAGCGCCUAAUCGGACAUUUGAUAUUUCAAGUCCAUUGAAGGGAGAUAGAAAUAAGGCUCUGCAGGUUUCUGAUGAUGAGAUUGAAGACGAUCUCGACGAUACAAAAAACACCACUUGCAACGGUGAUGAAGCGUUUAUAGAACUGGAUGAUAUCUUUCCUGUCUCGCGGCGCUCGAACAAGAGACCUUGGACAUCUCCACAUUCAGCACAUAGAGCUGCGAUAACCAAUCACGAUGUCAUCGAUGAUAACUUUGAUGAUGAAAUUAAGGACUCAAGUCCACCAAUACCAGAUUCUUCGUCACCACCACCAAUUCAGAGCAGAUCUAAAAACCCCAAGCUGGAAUCACCAACUCCACGGCCACAAUUUACUGGUCGACUAGUCGACGACGAACUCUCUGGUCCGGAGAGCUUUGAGCCACUUUCUCAACCCCAAACGCCGAAGCAGGACCAUGUUUCAUUAAAUAUAGACGGCCACCCCAGUAGUAUGGCAUCAUCUACUUUUCAAAACCGGCCACGAUUCAUUCUCUCAGCGAAUUAUACUCCAGCAUCGACAGCCACACCUGCUGCUUCAACUCCCCAACCCACACGGAAGAAACCUACAUUUGUGCUACCGCGAUCACCAUCCCCAAAGGAAGAAGAUGCCUUAUCAUCCGCAAUCCCGGUACCGUUUUCGCCUAUGGCAACUCGUACGCUUCGCCGCACAGGACGGCCAAAAUUAUUAGCGACUGCAACGUAUGUGCCUGGUGGUAUGGCCGAGCAUCUUCGGGACUGGAUCAUGGAGGCCGAUAUGAAACGAAAAGCUUCAUCAGAUCGACAGUUGAAUCAAAAGCAAAACGAUGCUCGAUUUGCGAUCAUCGGGAGGAUUGACUCAUGUCACAACGCAUUUCUCAAAUCUUCUGGUCCAGUUAUUAUGGCUCAGAUAACUCUAGAUAUUACUCGAAAGGAUGAGCCCCCAAACGCCCAUAACGAAACUCAACGUAUAACUGUUUUGUUACUGGGUGUAUCCGCUUCUCGUGCAUAUACCAACAACACCCGCCAGUCAUCUACUGAUGGGUCGACUUCGGAUGAGAGAUUGAAACCCAGCGAUAUCAUCGGGAUUGGACCGCACCUGUCAUGGGAAAUCGAGGUAGGUCCCAUGAAAACCAAUGAAACAACAAGCAAUGUCCAAACACCAGGUCAUCGAGUUGUUCCUUCUUCGCAAUCCGAUUCCGAAGGUGACUUCGAAGACCAAGGUGAAGAAGUUAUUACACCACCGGGAAGUUCUGCUCAUCCUACGCAUUCUACGCAAAAGACGUGGCUGGUAGCUGCCGAGUGGGAUUUAUUGAACUAG
Molecule: messenger RNA, 1539 nt
Organism: Talaromyces marneffei
Lineage: Eukaryota; Fungi; Ascomycota; Eurotiomycetes; Eurotiales; Trichocomaceae
Exons: 1
Coding region: 1-1539 (512 amino acids)
Source: RefSeq, a predicted model, not a curated record